CCUCCAACUCUCAGGCUGAAGCUCCCGAGCUCACCCUCCGAUAUGAAGGUCUCUGCAGCACUUCUGUGCCUGCUGCUCACAGCAGCUGCCUUCAGCACCCAGGUGCUGGCUCAGCCAGUUUCCAUCCCAAUCACUUGCUGCUUUACUGUGAUCAGUAGGAAGAUCCCCUUCAAGAAGCUGGACAGCUACACGAGAAUCACCAACAGCUGGUGUCCCCAGGAAGCUGUGAUCUUCAAGACCAAAGCGGACAAGGAGGUCUGUGCUGACCCCAAGCAGAAGUGGGUCCAGAAUUCCAUAAAGUUCCUGGAUCAAAAGUCCCAAGCCCUGAAGGCUUGA
Eubalaena glacialis (North Atlantic right whale) is the source of this 336-nucleotide messenger RNA. Its product is annotated as C-C motif chemokine 8-like. Gene Ontology annotation, cellular component: extracellular region. Gene Ontology annotation, biological process: immune response; monocyte chemotaxis; G protein-coupled receptor signaling pathway. The transcript has 3 exons. Lineage: Eukaryota; Metazoa; Chordata; Mammalia; Artiodactyla; Balaenidae. Gene Ontology annotation, molecular function: chemokine activity; CCR chemokine receptor binding. The record is from RefSeq and is a predicted model, not a curated record. The coding region runs from base 43 to 336 and encodes 97 amino acids.